This is a messenger RNA of Exophiala mesophila, 2212 nucleotides long. RefSeq lists its product as uncharacterized. Gene Ontology annotation, biological process: lipid metabolic process. Gene Ontology annotation, cellular component: membrane. Gene Ontology annotation, molecular function: oxidoreductase activity, acting on paired donors, with oxidation of a pair of donors resulting in the reduction of molecular oxygen to two molecules of water. The transcript has a single exon. The record is from RefSeq and is a predicted model, not a curated record. Lineage: Eukaryota; Fungi; Ascomycota; Eurotiomycetes; Chaetothyriales; Herpotrichiellaceae. Bases 336 to 2006 code for a protein of 556 amino acids.
GACACACUCCGGAACUUGUUCAACAAACAUCCGGUACACAAGACUGCAUGCACCUCAAUCAAUUCACAACCAGGCAGCAAAAUUACUCUCCUCUUCACGACCAGGCACCAAAAUUACUUUCGACCCCUAAUUCGACCUACCAGGAACUGUGAUUUGUACAAAUUACUCCCACUCUCUCGAUCCAAUACUUGCAACGACUCUCCAAGGCUCGCCCAACAGCCACCAAUAAGCACACACCUAACCCCUCCCUGUCUACCUUCCCUACCAAAACUACCAGCUUGAUCAACUCAGCUCAUUGCCCGUUCCCUUUACAAAUUGGGGAAAGGACCUCCACUAUGAGUGGUCGACCUGUUCCCAGAGACCGGAUCUGGUCUCGUCGAGAAAUCGAGGGACUUAUAGCAGAAGGGCGAAAGAUCUUCAUCCUCGACGAUCAGGUUAUCAAAGCUGAUGCUUGGCUUCCAUUCCACCCAGGAGGUGAAAAGGCCAUUUUGCACAUGAUUGGAAGAGAUGGCACAGAUGAGAUCAGAGCCCUUCACUCUCUGGAAGCGCAGGCUCAGAUGCAAAGAUACGUGAUUGGAAAGAUCAAAGGAAGAUGGGAAAACUUCUUGCCUCCCAUCCAAGGCGGUGUAUUCAGACCCAACUUUCACAUCGAGGCAGACGGUCCUUCUCAACCCCGUCCUCAAUCCGAAACAGGCUCUUCUUCGACCACCAGCAGCGUCCCACCAUCACCUGUCUUUGAUCCCGUCGAACCUUUGAAUACUGGCACAAAAUCCUCCACGUCAUCGGCAUCAUCAGUCUUCGAUAACGACCUCGAUGUCAAAUCCGACCCGAUCGAAACUCGACUCGCUGCCGAGAGAACCUCCGAUCUUCUCAAGUACCCUUCCAUCGAUCAUGUUUCACAAGAUAGUAUCGUCGAAAAGUACCGCGAGACUGAGAGACUCAUCCGUGCCGCCGGACUUUACCGCUGCCCAUAUGGGUCUUAUGCUAUCGAAUGCACUCGCUAUUUGCUAUUGCUGGCCGGUUUCCUCAUCACGCUUCACUACUCCUACUUUGCCUUGUCAGGCGCUUUUCUAGGGGCAUUGUGGCAUCAGCUCGUCUUCACCGUGCACGAUGCUGGCCAUAUGGGAAUCACUCACGAUUUUCACACCGAUACAUGCAUCGGAAUACUCAUUGCCGAUUUCAUUGGCGGACUUUCGAUUGGAUGGUGGAAACGAAAUCACAACGUUCACCACAUCGUCACCAAUUCCCCUGAACAUGACCCGGACAUCGAACACUUGCCAUUCUUCGCUAUUACUCCCCGCUUCUUCUCAUCCCUUCGCUCCACCUACUACGACCGUGUUCUAAAGUUCGAUGCCCUUUCUAAAUGGGCGGUUUCCAAGCAGAAUUGGCUUUACUAUCCCAUCUUGCUUUUUGGACGCUUUAACCUCUACCGUUUGUCCUGGGAGUACCUCUUACUGGGCCAAGCUCCCAAACGCGGCCCUGCUUGGUGGCAUCGAUAUUUCGAAUUAGUCGGUCACGUCUUCUUCUGGACGUGGUUUGGUUACGGCGUUUUAUAUAAAUCAAUCCCAACAGCUUGGGAUCGCUUCGUCUUUGUCAUGAUCAGCCACAUGUUGACGGCGCCACUCCAUGUUCAGAUCACCCUAUCCCACUUUGCCAUGUCGACCGCUGAUCUCGGCGUGCACGAGUCUUUUCCGCAAAAAAUGCUUCGCACCACCAUGGAUGUCGACUGUCCAACCUGGCUUGAUUUCUUCCAUGGAGGCCUACAAUUCCAGGCUGUUCAUCAUCUCUACCCUCGAAUCCCGAGGCACAACCUGCGUGAAGCUCAGAAAUAUGUCAGGAAAUUUUGUGCCGAAACUGGCAUUCCAUACGUCAUUUAUGGGUUUGGCCAGGGAAAUCAAGAGGUCAUUUCGAGACUGGGUGAAGUUGCAAAGCAGGUCAGAGUGUACGAGGAAUGUCGAAAGGUAUGCGCCAAGGAGCUCGUUGAGGGCCACGGAUUUGGGCAUUAGAAUAGUUUGAUGAUCAACAUGAUUACCAUUCAUCUGCCAGCUGUGAUGAUUCUCCCACACAUGGCAGGCGGCCCUUUACGACGAAAUGAGAGAAGACAUGUAUAUAUUGUAAUAAAUUAGACCAUGGAGAAUUUAGAUUAGAGCAUUAUCUGCAUCUAUGAUGACCAUGCAAUGCACAAGGACGCAGGGUCCAAUCAACAAAUAAA